This is a messenger RNA of Penicillium longicatenatum, 1191 nucleotides long. RefSeq names its product TDT family transporter. The transcript has 5 exons. Gene Ontology annotation, biological process: sulfite transmembrane transport; transmembrane transport. Gene Ontology annotation, molecular function: sulfite transmembrane transporter activity. The coding region runs from base 1 to 1191 and encodes 396 amino acids. NCBI's taxonomy places the organism in Eukaryota, Fungi, Ascomycota, Eurotiomycetes, Eurotiales, Aspergillaceae. Gene Ontology annotation, cellular component: plasma membrane. The record is from RefSeq and is a predicted model, not a curated record.
AUGGCGAAAUCUGAAAAGACCGUGGUGCCUAAGGGUCCAGCUAAAUACAAUGUCGGCUGGCGACGAGUGGUCCGCAAUUUCAGCCCAUCGUGGUUUGCAGUCACUAUGGGCACCGGAAUUGUCUCGGUUUUGUUUAAUUCCAUUCCAUUCUCCUCGCCAGUGCUCUUCUAUAUUUCCAUUGUCUUUUUCGUGUUGAAUGCUGUCAUUUUCGCCCUGGCCUUCAUCACCUCUCUCGUGCGAUACAUCUUGUAUCCCGAGAUAUGGCGAGUCAUGAUCCAAGAUCCGACAAACUCGCUCUUCCUAGCGACUGUUCCCAUGGGCUUCGCUACUCUUAUUGAGAUGUGGGUUUUUGUCUGUGUUCCCCGCUGGGGAGAAUGGGCUUCGUCUUUUGUAUGGGCAUUAUGGAUAGUGGAUGUUGUCGCCGCAGCUUCGGUGACACUUUCACUGUCGUUUAUAUUGAUAUCGCAAAAGUAUAUCACCUCUUUAGACCGGAUCACAGCGCUUCAAUUGCUACCCAUAGCCGCAACAAUCGUCGCGGCCGGCGUAGGUGCAGAGGUCGCCAAUAUUCUACCUAACAAGACUCACGCAAUGGGAACCCUUUUAGUUUCCUUUGUCCUAUGGGGAAUGGGUACACCUUUAGCAUUGGCAGUACUCGUCAUUUACUAUCAGCGACUGGCGGUGCACAAGCUUCCUCCACGCGAGGCCAUCGUGAGCUGCUUCCUGCCCUUGGGGCCAUUAGGCUUUGGUGGUUUUGGUAUCGUCUAUAUUGGGAAAGUAGCUCGGGAACUCUUCCAAGACUCCGACAUUCUCGAUCCCAUUGCCGGGUCGAUGGCUCAUGUACUUGGCGUCUUUAUAUCUCUACUGAUGUGGAGCUUUGGGCUCAUCUGGCUGGUUUUCGCCCUUGUGACUGUUUUAUACAGUUGUCCUUUUCCUUUCAACAUGGGCUGGUGGGGAUUUACAUUCCCGCUGGGUGUCUAUGCAGCCAAUACAAUGGAGUUAGGAAAGGAGUUGGACCUCAUGUUUUUCAAGGUCUUUGGAACAGUUCUCAGUGCCGCUGUUCUGUUAUUGUGGGUUUUGGUGGCGUUUCGAACAGCGCUAGGAGCGUGGCGUGGACAUUUGUUCUAUGCGCCUUGUUUACAAAACUUGGCUCUGAAAGAGGAUGAAACAGAGGGUGAGCGCCUUCGAGCAUAG